ACCUAGUGUUACUUCUCCCCUUCACGCUCCCCAACUAUAAAACAUCUCCCCGCCGCGCCGCCACCGAGAGAAGGAACCCUACCCCGCGCCGCCGCCACCUCCGUCUCCACCGCCGGCGCGAGCCCGAGCACCACCCGCCGCCGCCGCCAUGUCGCUGAUCGCGGGGGAGGACUUCCAGCACAUCCUGCGUCUGCUCAACACCAACGUGGACGGCAAGCAGAAGAUUAUGUUCGCGCUCACCGCCAUCAAGGGUGUGGGCCGCCGCUUCUCCAACAUCGUCUGCAAGAAGGCCGACAUCGACAUGAACAAGAGGGCUGGUGAACUGUCCCCAGAUGAGCUUGAGCGCCUCAUGACUGUGGUCGCAAACCCCCGCCAGUUCAAGGUCCCUGAUUGGUUUCUCAACAGGAAGAAGGACUACAAGGAUGGUAGGUUCUCCCAGGUUGUUUCCAAUGCCCUCGACAUGAAGCUCAGGGAUGACCUUGAGAGGCUGAAGAAGAUCAGAAACCACCGUGGUCUGCGUCACUACUGGGGCCUCCGUGUCCGCGGGCAGCACACCAAGACCACCGGCAGGCGUGGAAAGACUGUUGGUGUCUCGAAGAAGAGAUAAACCCCGUCUCAAGGCACAGCACCCGGCAUAUCUUCAGUUUUGUCUUAAUGAUCCAGUUUUUGCGUUAUCUUUCGCUGGAGGAUGUUUUGCUCUAGGAUAGAUCAUGAGCUGUUUUUGGUUUAUGAAACUUCGAUGCAUCGUUUAGUACCUGAUCUCGCAGCGGAUCCAAUUCAAUGUUUUAUGAACCGGGUAAAGUUUUGUGUUUGGAAAA
Phragmites australis (common reed) is the source of this 818-nucleotide messenger RNA. RefSeq names its product small ribosomal subunit protein uS13z/uS13y/uS13x. Gene Ontology annotation, molecular function: structural constituent of ribosome; RNA binding. The transcript is spliced from 4 exons. Gene Ontology annotation, biological process: translation. Lineage: Eukaryota; Viridiplantae; Streptophyta; Magnoliopsida; Poales; Poaceae. The record is from RefSeq and is a predicted model, not a curated record. Gene Ontology annotation, cellular component: ribosome; cytosol; small ribosomal subunit. Bases 149 to 607 code for a protein of 152 amino acids.